UGCUAGCUAAAAGGCUAAUGCAUGCCCUUAAACCACGAUGUAAAAAACCCUCAAAAAAUAUCAAAUUAAAAGAUAAAUCAAUUGACUUCUAAGUGGGUGUACCGGUAUGGACCUGGAGCAAGACAAAACAGAUUCAAACCGAACCCGGGCCAUGCCAGGUGAGUGAGAUAUCUUGGCGGAUACGUCAUGGCCUAAUAGAUACAUUGGGCACAACGCGGAGAUCACUUAACCUGCUAGAAGAUCAGUCCUUCAGAUGCACCCCCCUUAUUAGUUUAGCGAAUCCCUUGAUUUCCUCCCCCACUUAUGUAACAUAGCCUAUUUAGCUAAUUACCUGAGUUCAAUGUAUUUGGAUCUUCGGGGUUUGGGGCUCACCAACUAUAUUAUGGGGUCCUCACACAUUGUAGACUCACUUUCUUCACUCAAUAUAAUUCCUAUACUUUUAUGUUCUCAGCCUGCUCGAUACUCAAAAGUUGAUUCAGGAACAAUGGGAAGCACUAAUCUUGGCUUCAAUGGCCUCGGCCUCAAAUGGAGUCAAAAAAACAACUUUGAGAAUAUGGAGACAAGAGGAGGGCUCUUGUAGGUCCUAAUCAAACUCCAGCAUAAGCUUAAGCAAAUGAUGGAAACAUCGGAAUACGACUGCGAAAGCGGAGCCCGACGACACAAAGUAUUCACCUCCUACUUCAGGAUUUAGUACUAAAUAUAUAGAGAAUUUAUAAAUCACAAAAAAAAUAGCUUUGCAAACAGAUAGAUGAUCCAUCGUCACUUCACCAUCGUUGAAUAAUUUGAAAGGUCCAGAUCAAUAGAUAAUAAUGAAAUCACAUUCUAAAAUGAUUUUAAAGAACCAAUUGUAUAUAUUCUAUAACACAUUGUCAAAUUGUCUAACGUGGUUUAUUGUUUGACAUUCUGACAAUCCAAUUCCUUAAUGUUUGACAUUACAGGAUAACAACGAAGUAUUCCAAAGAUAAACAACAGGCACAUGCUUCCAUUCAUCUAUAUAUAUAUAUGUGUAUGUGGGGAACAAACUAAACAAACGAGUAUUAUCAAGGGAAUACUUAUACAACUGAGUUAAAUAUAGACCAGAGUGUUUGCAGAGAAAAUGUAUGUAACAAGAGUCCUUUCCAUGUACAAAAGUAACCCCCAGGCUCUUGUAGACCCACCUCCAUCUGGUCCAAACUCAGGUUAUCUUAUAAUCAUGGACAAAGAAUAUGAGACUUACAAUUGGUUCGGUCACAAGAGUUCCUACAUCAGGGAACUUCCUUUCCCUCAGAACAAAGACUUAACCAUCAACUAUGGAAGUGAUAAUGAGGACUCCAUGUUUGUUCCAGUAUUGAAUCAGCCCUUGUCUUCAAACCGCUACUAUGUCAUAAGAAGGAGAGGGAAGGAACAGGGGCAUGCUAGCACAAGUUCAAAGGAAGAGGACAUGGAAACUUGUUUAUGUUGCCUUGUCCCCCAAGAUGUGAAACCAAAACCUUUGGAACCCUUCAACGAUUAUCAGCAGAUUGAGAUAAUCAAGAAGAGUGAUUAUGGUUUCGAAGCAAAGUCCGUUGCCCCUGAUGGAAUUCCUCCAGGUAUAUUGAACAGAAAAGGGUGGAUGCUUCGUGCCAUCACUCCCAGCAAUUACCGUUUGGGCGAAGCAUUGGGCUCCAAUGACACCUUGCGCUCCAGGCUACCGGAUUUUAACUUCCCAUUGUCCAAUGAUUGUUCUGAAUCAGUGGUUGUGGGGAAGUGGUACUGUCCUUUUAUGUUUGUGAAAGAAGGAAUGAAAUUAAAGGCGCAGAUGAAGAUGUCAGUGUUCUAUGAGUUGACACUUGAGCAAAGAUGGGAAAAGAUAUUCUCAAAGGAAAAGAGUGAGGAAAAGGAAAAUGCUGCGCUAGUAGAUGUUGUUGUUCAAACUGAAGCUGCCAAGGUUGCAGGCAGGGAUGCUGAUUGGGAUGAAAAUAGUAGUAUGGUUGUGUUUACAAGUUUUGAUGAUGUGGGGGUAGAGACAAGGGUUGGACUGAGUUUGGAAGUUGUUGAGGGAAUGAAGUGGGAACAAGAAAGAGUUGGAUGGAUUGCAGGGAAUAUGAGGCAAGUGAGAGUGGAAAGAGUAGAAGAGUUUGGAGGAACAAAUGAGUGGAGGAAAUUUGGGUGUUAUGUGCUUGUUGAAAGCUUUGUGUUGAAGAGAAUGGAUACAAGAUUGGUGCUAACUUGUGAUUACAGUCACACAAAUCAAAUUAGGUGCAAAUGGGAGUGAUAGCUUUCUCAAUUGUCGUACUUUGAUCUUUGCUUUCUUCGUACUUAGGUAUUUUAAUAUAUGGUGCUUGUUAUAUAUACAUCUUAUUCAUGUAGCUUCAAAAAAAUGGUGGAAUGAAGAAUACUGUGAAUGUGGAUGUUGUUGAAAAGUAGUUGUGAUUGCUAGCCUGGAAGCUGUGAUGGACAAGAUGGAUGCUGCUGAAGGUCUUUUGUGGUUUAAUAGUUUUAACAAUGUUUAAGAGAAGAAUAGUGUGAGACUGAGCACUGCAAUAGUUGAGAGAAUUAAUGAAUUGAAGUGGCAGCAGGAAAGAGUUGGGUGUAUUGUAGGGUUAACAAAGUGGAGGAAUUUGAAGGGACUAAUGGAUGGAUGAACGACUUUGGAUGUUAUGUUUUGGUUGAGACCUUUGUACUUAAGAGAUUGGAUGGAAGCAUAGUGCUUAACUAUGCUCUCAAACGAUCUCAUCAACUUAGAAGCAAAUGGGAAUGACAAAUUCCACACCAAGACAAAUUCAUCCUGUUCUGUUUUCAAGUGUAUAUUACUAGGUCUAUGAGAAAGAAAAGAGAGUGCCUAGUCUUGUAAUCUACAUUUUCAAUUGUGUGUGAUCUUGUUGUCUAAGAAUAAAAUUUGUUUAUUCAUUUA
Molecule: messenger RNA, 2872 nt
Organism: Lotus japonicus
Lineage: Eukaryota; Viridiplantae; Streptophyta; Magnoliopsida; Fabales; Fabaceae
Exons: 2
Coding region: 1097-2233 (378 amino acids)
Source: RefSeq, a predicted model, not a curated record